AUGACCGACCGCACACAAGACAAGACCCACCAGGCCGUGGGGGACGCCAAAUCCGUUUUGAAAGGGGUCAAGGGCCUGGGAGACACUAUUCGUGGAACAGUCAACGAGUCGGUCGAUACAGCCUUCAACGACCGCGAGGGAGAAAUCAAAAACAAAGCGGUCAAGGAGAAGGGAGAGGCAGAUAUACAGCGGGCCGAUCAACGUCUUGGGGGAACCCACGGUGCAGGAACAAGAAGUGCCGCAGGUGGCACAACUACCGGCGCAGGUGCGCAUUCUGGAGGCGUUGGGAACAUGAGCAGCACUGUGCCCUCGAGGGGUCUCGGUGGUGAACCUACCAGCACAAGGGAGAGAUUCUGA
Molecule: messenger RNA, 357 nt
Organism: Fonsecaea pedrosoi CBS 271.37
Lineage: Eukaryota; Fungi; Ascomycota; Eurotiomycetes; Chaetothyriales; Herpotrichiellaceae
Exons: 2
Coding region: 1-357 (118 amino acids)
Source: RefSeq, a predicted model, not a curated record